AUGUCCCUCCCCUCCACCCCAACAUACACCUUCUCUAUCCCCUCCAUACACGACCGCCUCCGUCUAGACUGUCGCAUUUAUCUGCCCCCAGAUCUGCGCAAGCGAUUGCUCCACGGCAGUUCCAGUUCCGAUCGACCGUUACUGCGCGGGGCGAUCAUCGCGCAUCCAUACGCGCCGCUGGGAGGAUGCUUUGAUGAUCCGGUUGUGGGGGUUGUGGGUGGGGAGGUACUGAGGUUGGGGUGUGUUGUUGGGACGUUCAAUUUUCGGGGCGCUGGUGGCUCAGAAGGACGGACGAGUUGGACGGCUAGGCCUGAGUUGGCGGACUAUGUCUCUUUUUAUGGGUUUAUGUUGCUCUAUUUGCAUUUUCUGGGGGAGAGGGCAGUGCAGCAGGAGGGAGGAGGGGAUAGGGGCAAGAUAGGGGUGAUUUUGGGUGGGUAUUCGUACGGGUCGAUGAUUGCGUCGCAUUUGCCGAAGCUUCAUGAUAUCGUGGGCUUGGUGCGGAGGUCAUCGCCCGAGUCUCCUUUUCAUGAGAUUUACCAGGUUGCGGAGAAGUUGUCGCUUUGUUUGAGCUUGGGCGAGGAAAUGAAGCAGCCGACAUAUCGUCCGGCUACAGUGGAGGAGAUGAGAUCCGCGGCGGACAGUAUCAAACUCACUGCUGCUGUUUCUUAUCUCCUUGUGUCGCCGCUUCUGCCACCGGUUAAUCAAUUCUUGACGCUGUUUUCGAAGAUGUCGCUUGAUGCAAGUGCGCAGACAUCAUCGGCACCUGGGCAAGGGAAACAGGGACAGAUACCCUGUCCCAAGCCAGCCGAUCAACUGUGUGCGCAUGAGACAUUGGCUAUCUUCGGCGACGAGGACACAUUCACGUCGGCGAGUAAAUUAGAAAAAUGGUCAGCCGAACUGGCCCAUGCACCGGGGAGUAGGUUCCAGGCGGUAGAGAUCGAGGGAGCCGGCCAUUUCUGGAGAGAACAUGGUGUCGAGGCUCAGGCGAGACAGGCUAUCCGGGACUGGGUGUGUCAGAUGUCGACAUCUUGA
Messenger RNA from Aspergillus welwitschiae, 1032 nucleotides. RefSeq lists its product as uncharacterized. The coding region runs from base 1 to 1032 and encodes 343 amino acids. NCBI's taxonomy places the organism in Eukaryota, Fungi, Ascomycota, Eurotiomycetes, Eurotiales, Aspergillaceae. The record is from RefSeq and is a predicted model, not a curated record. The transcript is spliced from 2 exons.